AUGCCGCCAAAGCGCGGUGAGAGGGGACGGAGCUCUCGAGGAGGAACGGCGCAAGCUCCUCCGCCCGUCGCGCGUCCUCCCGGGGCUUCACGCUUCGCCCCGUCCGCAUCUUACAUCGCUUCCCACUCGACGGCGCCACCACCGCCGCCCGUGCAGCCAGUCUCGUACUCGGGAUACCCAGUGGCAACUGCACAGCUCGGCGCGACCUACGCUAUUCCCGCUGGGCCGCCCGUUGUUCAUCAGCCUCCGCCUGCCCUCUUCCAUCGCCCAACUCCGCCUCCUCCUCCCGCAAGCUAUCCGAGCUAUGCUGGUACGCAAUCCGGCCCCGCGGCGUAUCCAGCACGAGGACCAGGACCGGCCUUCGUCCCUGCGCCGCCGGGUGCUCCUCCAGCGGCUGCUUGGCCUCCUCCACAACCCGCCGUGUACGAGCGACAAGCGUACAGUCGAACGCCCUCGGUCCCUCCCGUCGACUCCGGCCCCUCUCGACCAACUCCCCCUCCUUCACACGCUCCCUCCUACCUUACCUGCGCACCGUCUUCCGCCUACCCUCCUUCAUCACGACCUUCGACCUCGUCCGCCCAAUCUUCCCGCCCGCCUUCGGUUCCUCCUGCCGCCCCCGCUCCUUUCCAGCAUCUAUCCGCUCCGGCCAUGCCCUCGACCGUUCCCGCAUCCGCCGCUGCGUCAAGACCCGCUCCACCUCCUCCACCAGCGCCCGCGCCGCUCGCAGCUAACGCGACUCCCGCGACCGUCGCCCCUGCAAACAAUCCCCCAAAACCCUCGAUCGCGCCUGCCGCGCCUACACCUUCGCCCGACGUCGCCCAGUCCGUCGUCUCUUCGCAGCUUGUGGCGGACGCGCCGACAAUGACCGACCCCAUAUCGGCGAAAGCGACGGUGUCGUCUUCCGAUUCGGAUUCGUCUGACGACUCGUCCUCCAGCUCCAGCUCCAGCUCAAGCGAUUCGGACGAGUCGGACAGCGACGACGACGACGAGGUUGCGGGUGCGCUCGUCGGUGAGCGCCCAAGGAGUAGGCCGGUCGAAGAAGAGGAACAGGCGAAGGAGGCUGGCGUCGAAGAAGCGGCCGCAGAAGACGGCUCCGAUUCCGACUCGGACUCGACGAGUGACUCGGAGUCUGAAAAGGAGGAUGCGGCCGCGGAGGACGACAACGCCGUCUCGGAUCUCGAGGAGGCGGUCCAGGAGCAGGUGGACGAGGACGACGAUCACGGCCAGGAUGAGACGUUGCCGUUCGACCUUGGCUCGGCGGACGAGGCGGACGAGCACGAAGACGAGGACGAAGACGGCGAGGGCGUCGACGACUCGCUUGAGCAUGUCGCGGCGAAUGCGCGACGAAAGAGGCGACGGCUCGACUCGGUCGGUCACGCCUCGACGGUCGCAGGCGACGACGGGAUGAGCGACGUCUCGCGGGUCACUUCUCGAGCCGUCUCUGUCGACCCCUCGCACGUCCACGACCUCACCCUUUCUCCCACCCGACUCGCCUCUGUCCCGCCUCAAGUCUCGGAUCAAGCGCUCCCACCGUCGGCUAACUCGUUCGCCUCGACCUCUACCCCAGCUCGACCAGUACCUGCGCGAGACACGGCUGCUCCGCCUUCGCCUUCGGCUGACCUGAGCUUGCUGAUUCUGCCGCAAAAGCGGCCUUUCGCCGAGGAAGAUGAUGACGACAUUGAGGAGGGCGAAGUAGUCUCUGACGACGACGCUGCUUCCUCGACCGCUCCUGCCUACCCGCCGUUUCAUGCUUUCGCCGGCGCUGCGUCUCUCGCGAGCCGCGCUUCUUACGACCGUGCUGCCUCGGCGCCGUACGGUCAUGCCGCAGACGCCUCGAUGGACAUGGACAUGAGCUUCGCCGAUCUCCCUGCGGACCUGCUCGCGGACCCCUCUCGCCGCGCUGCAGGUGCCAUCUCGAUUCCCAUCUCCUCGCGAGCCUCGUCUGCUGCACCUUCGGCUGCUUCAGGUCCGGCAUCCGAGACGGGCAAGGCGUCCUAUGUCGGCAAGGCGAGCUACGAGCGGAAGAAGGCUGCACCUUCGCCUGUCGACUUGUCUGGCGGGACGCCCGUUCCCUUCAAGGGCGGCAUGCCUCAUCCUGCCGCCGGCAAGCUCUCGUACAAGCCUUCUCCACUCUCCAAACCCGCGGACCCGUCCACCGCCUCGACUUCGACCGCGCCCGUCAAGGCCGUCUACGUCCGCCGCAAGGAUGCCAGCACCUCGUCGACACCCGCGGCGUCCGCCGCUUCAGCCACUACGUCGUCGACAGCCGUCGCCGCUGCGGGACAAGUCAAGGCCGUCUACGAACGUCCCGCCGGUUCCGCCGUCACUGUCGCUCCUGCCCGCGCAGCGAAGAAUAAGAAGACCAAGGCGCGCGGCGUCAUGCCCUUUACCAAGGAGGAGAAGCGCGAGCGUCUCCCCGCCAAGAUCUUUUCCGCGUUCGGCGAGUUUGCGACCCUCGAGUCGGCGUCGGACAGCGCCAUCUUCGACGUCCCGCACCACACCGUCCUCCCCGCCAAGAAUCUCCCGCCGCCGAACGAGGCGGCACAGCAUGGCUUCUGGCCAGGCCCGCCGAACCGCAAGGAGGCGCUCAAGAAGGCGAUCUUUCCCGCUCCGCCCGAGCCGCUCGAGGACGUCGACGACGACCGCCCGCGCGUCGAGGUGUUCAUCGACAACUCGAACGUCCUCUACUCGUUCCUCAACUGGGUGCGAGCGCGGCCGGAAGCCAAGAUCACGAGCACGAAGGUCGGCGCGCAGAAGGGCAAGGACGGCAAGCCACAGCCGGCCAAGACGCUCAAGACAGUCACGAUCGCCGGCAAAAAGGUCAAGCUCGACUAUAAGAUGUUGUUUGCGCUGCUCGAGCGUGGGAGGCGGGUCGAGCGGAGGGUCCUCGUCGGAAGUUCGACGCUGUGGCAGAGUCUCGAGCCUGCCGUCGAGUGGGGCUACGAGAUCUCGCUUCUCCAGCGCGUCCCGCGAGCCGAGCCCUCGACCUCGGCCUCGCACACCGUCGCGGCCGCCGCGCAAGCCACGCAGCAGCAGCAGGGCGGCAAGAAGCGGAAGCAGGGCAACAAGAAGGCGCCUCCUCCUCCGCCGCCUCCCCAGCCCGAGGCUUCGCAGACCAAGCACUACAAGGAGCAGGCCGUCGACGAGCUUGUCCAUCUCAAGAUCCUCGAGUCGCUCCUCGACUUUGAGCCUCCGCCGAUGCCGCCUCCGUCACCUACGCCAGCUCCCGCCGUCUUCGCACCUGCGCCAGCUGCGCCCGAGCCCCUCGUCGCUCCUGUAGCAGAUGCAUCCGAGCCCACCGCUGCGCCUGAAGCGAUGGCCGUCGACCCGCCCCAGCUGCCCGUUACGACUCCGGUUGUCGAGGCGCCUCCGUCAGUCGCCGAAGUCACGUCCGCAGAUUCUACAUGCACCGAGUUUGGCGCAACCGUUUCCGCCGAGCGCGCGACCGGCGAGCCCCUCAACGAAACGGCCAAUGCGGUCGACUCAACGCCGCUCGUCCAGCCGGCGGGAUCCGCGGAUGAAGCGUCUGCGGAAGCGUCUGCGAGGCCUGGCGAGGCGGACAUCGCCGCCGCGCUGCAGCGCACGGCGGAUGCGCAGGAGGAUGGCGACACCUCGAUGUCAGAGACGCAGGUGUCCGACCGCGUUGCUCCCGACGACGAGUCAGCUUCAACGGCCUCGACCAGCGCAGCGCCAGCGCCGUCGCUCGGCUCGCCGUCUGUCCUCUUCGCCACCGCACCGCCACCUGCCCCACCACCGGCCCUGGCGCCGAACAUCUCUAUGUCCGCCGCGACUGUCCCCGCCAAACCUCGCUUCCUCCCUUCUUCCGCCUACCUCACCGGCUCAGCCCAGCCGGCCAACACGCCUGCCUCGACCGCCACGUCCUCGCAGCCCAAGUUCAUUCCCGCUCAGCCCAAGAUCACGCCCGCUCAACCAAAGAUCACGCCUGCUCCGCCCAAGAUUGUCCCCGCUACCGCCAAGAUCGUCCCCACCCAGCCGAAACCGCCUGCCGUCGUCCAGUUCGUCCCGCGUCGCCCGCCUCGUGAACGCCCCGUCCUCGUCAUCGUUACCGGCGACGCCAACUCGUCCGAGUAUAACCCUGGCGGCUUCCUCGGCUGCGUCCGCCGCGCUCUCGACCGCGGCUGGGACGUCGAGAUCGCCGCGUUCACGCACGGUAUCAGCUCGCACUGGACGGCCGAGCAGAUGAAGCGGACGACGAGUGACGGACGGAGGAGGGGCGAGUUGCGGGUCAUUGAUCUCGCGCUCUUUGCCGAGGAACUCGUGAUGGCUUGA
Rhodotorula toruloides NP11 is the source of this 4290-nucleotide messenger RNA. RefSeq lists its product as uncharacterized. The transcript has 5 exons. The coding region runs from base 1 to 4290 and encodes 1429 amino acids. Lineage: Eukaryota; Fungi; Basidiomycota; Microbotryomycetes; Sporidiobolales; Sporidiobolaceae. The record is from RefSeq and is a predicted model, not a curated record.